This is a messenger RNA of Antrostomus carolinensis (chuck-will's-widow), 1215 nucleotides long. Its product is annotated as vascular endothelial growth factor receptor kdr-like. Gene Ontology annotation, cellular component: plasma membrane; signaling receptor complex. The transcript has 10 exons. NCBI's taxonomy places the organism in Eukaryota, Metazoa, Chordata, Aves, Caprimulgiformes, Caprimulgidae. The record is from RefSeq and is a predicted model, not a curated record. Gene Ontology annotation, molecular function: ATP binding; vascular endothelial growth factor receptor activity; growth factor binding. Gene Ontology annotation, biological process: cell surface receptor protein tyrosine kinase signaling pathway; protein phosphorylation; endothelial cell differentiation. The annotation marks the transcript as partial.
UCCCAGGAAAACUCUGACCAAGCAGAAAAAAGUCUGGAUGAGUCCAACAGUGAUUUGACCGAAUUGAUCAAGAGGCGCCUUGAGAGUGUAGCCAGCACAGGAAGCUCUGCCAGCUCAGGAUUUAUUGAAGAUAAGAGUUACAGCGAUUCAGAAGAUGAUGAAGAAGAUGCUGAGGAUCUGUACAAGCGGCCCCUGACCCUGGAGGAUCUCAUUUGCUAUAGCUUCCAGGUGGCAAAAGGCAUGGAGUUUCUCGCCUCCCGAAAAUGCAUUCACCGGGAUUUGGCAGCAAGGAACAUCCUUCUUUCAGAGAACAACGUGGUUAAGAUCUGUGACUUUGGACUAGCCAGGGAUAUUUAUAAAGACCCCGACUACGUACGGAAAGGAGAUGCAAGACUUCCACUCAAAUGGAUGGCACCAGAAGCUAUUUUCGAUAAAAUUUACACAACCCAGAGCGACGUAUGGUCUUUUGGAGUGCUGCUAUGGGAAAUAUUUUCUCUAGGUGCCUCACCAUACCCUGGAGUGCAGAUAGAUGAGGACUUUUGCCGCCGGCUCAAAGAAGGAACUCGGAUGAGAUCUCCAGAGUACUCUACUCCAGAAAUCUACCAGACAAUGCUGGAUUGUUGGCAUGGAGUACCCACAGAGAGGCCUACCUUCACCGAGCUUGUGGAACGCUUAGGAGACCUCCUUCAAGCCAAUGUACAGCAGGAUGGUAAAGACUAUAUUCCACUGAACAUCACCUUGUGUCCUGAUGGAGAAUCUAACUCCAAAACUUGCCCUGUGGAAGAAAACUUGAACAACUGUGUUAAUCGCUGGAGUGCAGUGGAAACUAGUAACAACUGCAAGAAGCGACCACUGAGUGUGAAGACAUUUGAUGAGGUGCCAGUGGAAAAGGAGAAAGUGACGCAUGAGGAGUCGGACAGCGGGAUGGUGUUGACAUCAGAUGAGAUAAAAAGCCCGAAGAGGCUCGAAAUCCGUUCUUGGCCUUAUGGGAUCAUGGCUCUAGCGCGGAGAGCUGUUAGCAAGAGCAAAGAAUCCAUAUUAUCUGAUCAUGAGCGUGAGGCUGUCAAAUACCAGCCAGCAGUACAGGUUGAAGAGGACACCAUGGACUUCACACUGGAAGAUUCUGUUCUCCUUCCUAUGGAUCCAAACCUGGAAUGCCACAGCCCACCUCCAGAUUACAACUCCGUCAUUCACUACUCAGCCCCUCCAGUGUAA